Python bivittatus (Burmese python) is the source of this 1027-nucleotide messenger RNA. Lineage: Eukaryota; Metazoa; Chordata; Lepidosauria; Squamata; Pythonidae. The record is from RefSeq and is a predicted model, not a curated record.
GGUGCCAGUUGCAUCUCCCACACCGUCUCGUGCUUGAAAGCAAGCUUCCUUCAGGCGUGGGUACCAAAAGGAGCCACAGCAUCUCUGCUGGGGUGCAGCACUCAAGAGCCAAGCCAUGCAUCUCAACACAACUUCUUCACUGCCCCAUCUGGGAUAUGUUAUGGGUCAGUUUCAUCUACCAUCCACCAAUUCUGUCUUGCCUACAGCUGAGAAUCUCUCCAACAGUUCAGAACUUGGGUCCUGGCUACAUGAUGAGGAUCUUGAUGUGAACACAGACAUCUACUCCAAGGUCAUGGUCACCAUCAUCUACCUGGUACUCUUCCUGCUGGGGACCAUUGGCAACUCCAUCACUGCUUACACCCUAGUGAGGAAGAAGUCCCUGCAGAAUCUCCAAAGCACCGUGCACUAUCACCUGGCCAGCUUGGCGUUCUCCGAUUUGCUCAUCUUCCUCCUCUGCAUGCCCAUCGAACUCUACAACUUCAUCUGGGUGCAUCACCCCUGGGCUUUUGGCAACAAUAUCUGCAAGAGCUAUUACUUUCUGAGGGAUGCUUGUACUUAUGCUACAGCUCUCAACAUCGCCAGCCUCAGCAUUGAAAGGUACAUGGCCAUCUGCCACCCUUUCAAAGCCAAGAGCAUCAUGUCCAGAAGCCGGACCAAAAAAUUCAUCAGCUGCAUUUGGGUCGCCUCCUUUUUGCUAGCCAUCCCAAUGAUCUUAAUCAUGGGAGAGAUCUACAAGAUACCCCAAGAUCCCACCUCACUGAUCUGUACCCAGAUUGUGGAAGAUUCCACCCUUAAGAUUGCCAUCCAGCCUUUCGUCUGUUUUGCGUGCUCGAAAAGAAAAUCAGAAGAGGAGCCGAAAGAGAGUUAGUAAAUAAUCUUGACUGAAAUCUGGAGCGCCUGUCAUGAAAAGUAAAUGGACUAUUUUACAACUGCGUAAAGAAACCCAGCCACCUGCACUUAUAUUGCUCUGCCUUGCUGCAGACCAGUUCUGUUCUAGGUGUCACGGGUAACAAAAGGAAGCUAUUUA